Messenger RNA from Hymenoscyphus albidus, 1536 nucleotides. The record is from the annotation of a GenBank genome assembly. NCBI's taxonomy places the organism in Eukaryota, Fungi, Ascomycota, Leotiomycetes, Helotiales, Helotiaceae.
AUGGCGGAGACGGAGGAAGAUCGCAUUCCAAUUCCAAUUCCAAUUCCAAGAGAUUCAUUCGAGAUCGAGGAGGAUCCGUUUACCGGUGAAGCAGAAGAACCGAGACUUGCUACUUUUGCGGGGAGACUGGAUAUUGAGUCGUAUGCACUUUCGUCGCCGGGGGUGAAGAGUGAUAUCGAGGAUUCUCCUACCAAACAGAGCAUGCAGAGUAAUUUGAGUCCUCGUGUUGCGCUCGCGGCUUUGCAACCUUUUGAGUCGUCGAUGGAGGGAGAGAGGAAUGGGAGGUUGUCACUGGGAUUGAGGAGUCGGUCGUCGAUAUCAUCAGCCUCUCCUUCGCCACUACGCAAGAGCCUGCAGAAAUCCACGCCCAGUUCUAGGUCGAAGGUUAAAAGUGAAGACGGGGUUGUCGCAUCGCCAAAAUUGAACGGUCUUCCGCCAAAUCUCACGCCUCAAACACCAUCUCAACCCCAAAAGCGAGGACGCAAACGCAAAACCACCACUGAAAAUACAAGAGAAAAUAACACCUCCUCCCAAACACCACGCAAAAAACUCAAUCGCUCCCUACCAACCAAAUACGCCGACCCCUCAACCUACGCACACCUCUCCCCCAUCCCGGACAUCAUCGGUCCCUCCAUGCUCCUCCUCUUCAUCGGACUCAACCCGGGCCUCAUGACCGCCACCGCUGGUCACAUGUACUCGCAUCCCACGAACCUCUUCUGGCGCUUCGUCCACAGCUCCGGAAUCACGCCCCGUCUACUCAAGCCAUCAGAAGACCAAAUACUACUCAGUGAGUACGGAUGCGGUAAUACUAAUAUCGUCGAGCGCCCGACGCGUAACGGAGCCGAGCUAAGUAAAGCCGAGAUGGACGCCAACGUCGUCGUCCUCGAAGCGAAGGUCGCGCGGUGGCGACCCGAAGCCGUCUGCGUGGUGGGGAAAAGCGUGUGGGAGAGUAUCUUCCGAGUCAAGCGUCGACGGGGACUCAAAAAGGGCGAGUUCGCGUACGGAUGGCAGGAGGAGAAGAUGGGGGUUGUGAAGCCGGAGGUGCGGGAUGCGAUCUCCUUCCUUGAAGAGAACGACGGACGGGAUCUGAAGACGCUGGAGAAAGCUGAUGUGCAUGAGGCGUUGGAGUUCCUUGGUGCGGCGGAUCGGAGGAAGGCUGAUGGGAGGGGUGUGGUGUGGGAGGGGGUACCGGUUUUCGUGGCGACGAGUACGAGUGGACUUGCGGCGACGGUGCCGUAUGCGGAGAAGGUGGCGAAUUGGAAACAGAUUGGGGAUUGGGUUAAUGAGAGGAGGGCUGCGAGGGGGAUUCGUGGUCAUGGUGGGACUGGGGAGGUGAAAGUCGAAGACGGUUUGUCUCCCGAGGCUGGGAAGGAUGAGAGUCAAGUUGUGGGUGUACGAACGGAUGGUCCUGCAGUUAAUGUCGUUGAGGACGUGCAAGUUAAGCGUGAGAGUGAGGAUGUUGGUGUUGGUGUACAGAUGGAUGUCUCGACUUCUCAGCGAAUUAACGUACUUGAGGAAAUGGAGGUUAGAGGAUAG